CGCAAUAAGUUGAAAUUUCUUCGAUACGAUCUUCUCCGAAGUUGAUUAGACGUCCUGCUUUCUGCUCUCUCCUCGCCAUGGCGCCGGGUCCCUGCUCUCUCAGUAACUGAAGGUGGCCGCCUCUCCGCCGCUGCCGGCCCAGCGCUCACACACUCGCUUGUUGCCGAGCACCGCCAUCUUGGAGACGGAGUGUCGUGAGCCGGCAGUUUUGGAGAAACAGAGAGAGACGGGACCCGGGGGUUCGAGCUGUGAAAUUCAAAGCCCACGAUUGGGUUUGAGAGGAGCCUCCUAUGGCCUCAGAGCUUGAUGAAGCUGAAGAUGGUGGCUAUACUGAACUGGCUAGACCUCUUCAUAUGCAGUAUCUGGAACGCGCCUUAAAACUUGACGCUUUCUUGCGACAGACUGCUGCUUUCUUCAAUAAAAAUGCUUCAAGUGAAGACAGUGACGAUGGUUUAGAACAUGACUCCUCCUUGGUGAACUCAGAAUCCUGCUCUUCUUUACUGCUGGUGAAAGAGAAAACAUUAGGACAAGAUGAAGAUCAGUCCUGUAGAACCGGGGAAUCACAAACUAUGCCAGAAUCAAAUUCGCUCAAUGGAGCUCUCAUACAAGAUCACAAAAUAGAUAAAGGAAGUUUAUACAACUUUUCAAAGUUAAAGAAAACAAGAAAAUGGCUGAAGGGUAUUUUAUUGAGUGAUGACACAACUGAUACUGACUCUGAUACAGAUGAUGAGGAGUUCACUUUAUCCAAGGAAGAGUUGCAGGAUAUGCUUAGGUUGCACAAAUUCAAAAAGCUGCAUCAGAACAAGUUCAGUCUUGACAAAGAGUUACAGCAGUAUCAGUACUACAGUGUUGGUGUUCUCUCCACUCAUGAUCCUUUCUAUGAACAACAACGCCACUUACUGGGGCCCAGGAAAAAGAAAAUUAAGGAGGAGAAGAAAUUAAAAGCAAAAUUAAAGAAAGUGAAAAAGAAAAAGAAACGUGAUGAAGACUAUGCUGCUGAAGGAUGGCAGUAUCCAACAAAAAUAUUUGCAAAGUUUUCCCAAGAUAGUCCGACUCCUGUGUCUAAAAAGAAACACUUAACAAUUGAACAGCUAAUGGCAAGGAGAAAGAAAGUCUGGCUAACUAUUGCCAAAAAAGAAAAUCCGAAGGCAUUCAAGCAGAAGGUUUCAGCUAGAAAUCUUGUUCUAACAAAUGCAAAAAAGCUGGCCCACCAGUGUAUGCGAGAAGUUCGCAGGGCAGCCAUCCAGGCUCAGAAGAACUGUAAGGAAACCUUGCCACGAGCCAGACGGCUAACCAAGGAGAUGCUGCUUUACUGGAAGAAGUAUGAGAAGGUCGAGAAGGAGCAUCGUAAGCGAGCAGAGAAAGAGGCUUUGGAGCAACGAAAGCUAGAUGAAGAAAUGAGGGAGGCAAAGAGGCAACAGAGAAAGCUGAACUUUCUGAUCACUCAGACAGAGCUGUAUGCACAUUUCAUGAGUCGGAAGCGCAAUAUGGGGAGUGAUGGAAUGCAGGAAGAGAUUCUCAGGAAACUAGAGGACAACUCGAUGCUUCGGCAGAUUGACAUUGGUGGUGGCGUGAUGGUCAAUGUCAGCCAUGAGGACUAUGACAGUGAAUAUUAUAAGUCUCAAGCUCUGAAGAAUGCAGAGGACGCAUACCAGAUUCACCAGGCCAGGACAAGGAUGUUUGAUGAAGAAGCCAAAGACAGUCGAUCUGCAUCUUUGCAAGUAGCAAAUAAUACAGGAACAGGUUUUGGAGAGAGUUACAGUCUAGCCAACCCAUCCAUUCGUGCUGGAGAAGACAUUCCUCAGCCAACUAUCUUUCAUGGCAAGCUAAAAGGCUACCAGCUGAAGGGUAUGAACUGGCUAGCUAAUCUCUAUGAACAGGGUAUUAAUGGCAUCUUAGCUGAUGAAAUGGGGUUGGGCAAAACUGUACAAAGCAUUGCACUUUUGGCACACUUAGCUGAACGUGACAACAUCUGGGGGCCAUUUCUAAUAAUAUCUCCUGCUUCUACACUAAACAACUGGCAUCAAGAGUUUACAAGAUUUGUUCCAAAAUUUAAGGUAUUGCCUUAUUGGGGAAAUCCCCAUGAUAGGAAGGUAAUUCGUAAAUUUUGGAGUCAGAAAACUCUUUAUACUCAAGAUGCCCCCUUUCAUGUGGUUAUAACCAGUUAUCAACUUGUUGUACAAGAUGUGAAGUAUUUUCAGCGUGUAAAGUGGCAGUACAUGGUACUGGAUGAAGCCCAAGCACUAAAAAGCAGUGCCAGCGUUCGAUGGAAGAUUUUGUUGCAGUUUCAGUGUCGUAAUCGUCUUCUGUUGACUGGAACGCCAAUACAAAACACAAUGGCUGAGCUCUGGGCCCUUCUGCACUUCAUCAUGCCUACUUUGUUUGACUCCCAUGAAGAAUUCAAUGAAUGGUUUUCACGGGAUAUUGAAAGUCACGCAGAGAACAAGUCUGCCAUUGAUGAGAACCAGCUGUCUCGGUUGCACAUGAUUUUAAAACCAUUCAUGCUGAGACGAAUCAAAAAAGAUGUAGAAAAUGAGCUUUCUGAUAAGAUUGAAAUUCUGAUGUAUUGUCAACUGACAAGCCGGCAGAAGCUUUUGUAUCAAGCCUUGAAGAACAAAAUUUCAAUUGAGGACCUUUUGCAGUCUUCCAUGGGAACAACACAACAGGCCCAAAACACAACAAGUAGUUUAAUGAACCUUGUCAUGCAAUUUCGAAAGGUGUGCAAUCAUCCUGACUUAUUUGAAAGACAGGAAACAAGAUCUCCAUUUCAUAUGUCUCUGAAACCCUACAUAAUGUCCAAGUUUCUCUUCCGAAAUGGCCUUAUUUCUACUUCCAAUCAAUGUCGAUCUAGGUUAUUACAAGUGUUGCUGUCACCAUUUGCACCAGAUCACAUUCAUCAGUCAUUAAUGCAUAGAAAAGGGAAUGAUGAAAGUAGUUGUUUUUCUUUCUUGAGAUUUAUCGAUGUUACUCCUUCUGAUAUGAAUAACAUUAUGCUUCAGGGAACCUUAAUCAGGUGGUUAGCACUUUUUUUAUCACUUAAGUCUUCAUACCGGCUUUACCACAAACGGCAGUGGGAUGCCAGCGAAAAUGAAGGAAGCAAUGCCAAAUCUAACUACCUUGUCAACAAAGCUCUCAUUCUUUGGGUGAACUCACCAACAUCUUUUGUGAAUGUGAACAGCAGCCCUGUAUUACAGGAGCUCAUUUUUACUAGGCACACUAAAGCGGUAGUGGGCCAUACAGACAUCAUUGUGCAUCGAAGAAAAUCUGCUACCUCAACCAUUAGACAUUGCCAGGAGACAGAGCUUCCUAAAUUUCUCUUUUGCUCCAUACCUCGGGUGUCUGCAGUCCCAAUGGAACAGUACUGUAAUGACCGUAGUGCUGAGUAUGAAUGGGCGGCAAUGAAGGAAGGUGGAAAUUUCAUGGCGAAGCAAUGCUUCUUGUAUGGUGAUCCAGCACUUGCAACUAACAGAGUGGGAAGACUUCCAGAAUUCUUUCCAGAAAGUCCUGGAGGUGUCAUGGCCAUUAACCCUCGACAUGGCUGGUCAUUCAUUAAGAUACCAGACAAGGAGAGUUUGAUAACAGACAGCGGGAAACUUCACACUCUGGACCUGCUGUUGACACGACUCAAGUCGCAAGGACACAGAGUUCUCAUCUACUCUCAGAUGACAAGGAUGAUUGAUCUUCUUGAGGAAUAUAUGGUUUAUCGCAAGCAUACGUACAUGAGACUAGAUGGAUCCUCAAAAAUUUCUGAGAGGCGAGACAUGGUGGCAGAUUUCCAGAGCCGAACGGACAUCUUUGUGUUCCUUUUAAGCACAAGAGCUGGUGGUUUGGGAAUUAACCUAACAGCGGCUGACACUGUCAUAUUUUAUGACAGUGACUGGAACCCAACUGUAGAUCAGCAAGCCAUGGACAGAGCGCACAGGCUGGGUCAGACUAAGCAAGUGACUGUUUAUCGGCUAAUAUGUAAGGGAACAAUUGAAGAAAGAAUAUUACAGAGAGCAAAAGAGAAGAGUGAGAUUCAGAGAAUGGUCAUCUCAGGGGGCAAUUUUAAACCCGACACUCUGAAACCAAAGGAAGUGGUGAGCCUGCUUUUGGAUGAUGAGGAACUUGAGAAGAAAUUACGACAGCGACAAGAAGAAAAAAGGCAACAGGAAGAGUCCAGCAAAGUAAAAGAUCGCAAGAGAAAAAGAGAAAAAUAUGCAGAAAAGAAGAAGAAGGAAGAUGAAAUGGAUAUUAAAAGGAGGAAAGAGGGCAUGAAUAUAGUCAUUCCAUUCCUACCCUCUGCAGACAAUUCUAACCUGUCAGCUGAUGGAGAUGACUCCUUUAUCAGUGUGGAUUCAGCAUUACCAAGCCCCUUCAGUGAAAUUUCAAUGAGCAGUGAGCUUCAAGCUGGAUCAAUCCCACCUGACGAGAGCAGUAGUGAUAUGUUGGUCAUUGUUGAUGAUCCAAUGUCAUCUGCUCCACAAUCUCGAGCAACAAACUCCCCUGCAUCUGUUACUGGGUCUGUCUCAGACAACAUGAAUGGUGUUUCAUCUCAAGACACCUGUAGCCCUGGUAGGGGGCGCUCUGCGAGAAACCGUGGACGCCCUAAAGGCUCAAGCGGAGGGACCAAGUCAGCAGGAAAAGGAAGGAGCCGCAAGUCAACAGCUGGAAGUGCAGCAGCUAUGGCGGGAGCCAUGGCGGGAGCAGCGGCAGCCUCUGCAGCAGCGUAUGCAGCAUAUGGCUACAGUGUAUCAAAAGGUAUUGGGAACACCAGCACACUGCAGCCUUCACUUGCAAGAUCCAGCUGUACUGGUAAUUUUCUACCCUCAGGCUCGUCCUCCCCUCUCACAUCUCCUCAGGGUAAAGCAGGCAUUGUCCCAUCUAGUCCUCAAACUAUUAGCCAUGUCAAUCCUGCAGCGAUAAACAGAAAACACAAAGGACUGAGUUCACUAGGAGGAAGGUAGCAGUUCGCAGAAACCCUGCCCUAGUAUAAAAAUGUUCUGAAAUCUGAAUUACUGCGUGCAAGCAUUGUGUGACUGUUUGGAAAUUUGGCAGUUAAUAAUAAGGCAUAUUAUGAAUUGAAUAAUGGCACAUUUGAUUUAGCUACCUUUGCUGAACCAGGAAGAAGCCAUCCUCAUGUAACUUUCACAUAGCUGUCCCGUGUUACUGGAAGAGCUCAUAA
Erpetoichthys calabaricus (reedfish) is the source of this 5164-nucleotide messenger RNA. It is a transcript of the gene ino80, whose product is annotated as INO80 complex ATPase subunit. NCBI's taxonomy places the organism in Eukaryota, Metazoa, Chordata, Cladistia, Polypteriformes, Polypteridae. The record is from RefSeq and is a predicted model, not a curated record. Gene Ontology annotation, biological process: DNA repair; chromatin remodeling; DNA-templated transcription. Bases 291 to 4946 code for a protein of 1551 amino acids. Gene Ontology annotation, cellular component: nucleus; Ino80 complex. Gene Ontology annotation, molecular function: ATP-dependent chromatin remodeler activity; ATP hydrolysis activity; ATP binding. The transcript has 36 exons.